AAGAAUUCCAUAAAGAUGAAGCUUUUGGCUCUUGCAGAAGACUGGGGCUUUGACAAUCCUUGCAAUAAAAGCAGUGUGCUGAAGGGAGUAACGAAGUUUCCUCACCCUGACUCUAUUUUUAAGUUUUUGAUAUGUGAUGCCUCGGGAAAAACAUUUUCGGCACAAUGUCCAAAGGAAGAGGUUUUUCAUGCUGAUUGCUCUUCAUGUGCAUUACCAAACCAAACUUUUUCAAAGUCUUGUACGAUAUCUAAUGAGAUGUUUAGGAAACCUUGUUCAAAAGAAAAUAUCAUAGCUGGUAAUCUGACUUUUCCCCACCCAAACAGCACAAAUAAAUAUAUACGCUGUGAUAGUCGAGGAAAUGCAUGGGAAGAAGAAUGUUUCUCCGGCUCCUUCUGGGAUCAAACAAAGAUGAUUUGUGUGUUACCGGAAGCUUUCAAUCCUUGUCACAGGCGUGACAGCAUUGUUCAGACACUUUAUCCUCACUACUGUAAUCCUCGCUUAUAUGUCCAGUGUGACAACAACGGUCACCCUUUAGUACACAUGUGUCAGAAGGAUUACGUGUUUCUAAACAAUGAUCUUACUUGUUCUCCACCUGGAUUUCCAGGUACAGAAUAUCUAAGGUACACGUGUAACUAGGAUUUGAAAGAAAUCGCAUGUGAAAGAAACAUUUUCACCACAGAAAGACUUUUGUAUUAUUCAGAUUGAUGAUUUUUAUAAUCAUAUAUGAUACGAUGUAUAUAUGCAUAUAUAUAAGCAUUCCAAAACAUGAUGUGUUUGUCAUUUUUACAACAAGUAAUUGAUCAAGACAUAAACUAAUUGUAAUGAAAAUUUAAGUAUUUUCAAGAUCCAUUCAGGUACUCAUUAUUUAUCAAAGUGUUUUUAUCCCUGUCUUUUGUGAAUAGGUCUGGGCCUUUGAAUUUUAAAAAUUAACACCGAAAUGCCCUUAUAUGUGAAUAUAGUCAUAUAUCAUACAGUUAAAAUUUAGCUACUUGAUAGGGAAAAGGGUUGAAAUUAUGUGUUGGAAAAUUAACACAUUAUUUAAGUCAACUUGGUCUGCUUCUGAUAACUACAAAUUGUCAAGUGUGAAUUUUCAUUUUUUUAAUAAACAACAGUUUAAUUAUUCGAAAUUUGGAUGGCUAAAUUCAUGUUCAUGAUUUUUAAUCUCAAGAAUUAAAUACCACGGCCAGAAAGAUUUGUAUCAUUGUUUUCGUUAUUAAAAGAUAAGUUUAAGAUUUAACAUAGACAAACUUGUACCAUUACCAAAAAAAAAACGAUACAGAAACUAAUGGCUAAUUAGAGAUGUAACAAAUUAAGUCUGAUACUAUCAAUGGUGAUUGCCUCAUGACUUUAUGCUGAACUUUAUCAUUUUAUUUAAUAGGAUUCUAUUAUGGAUUUGGAAUAAGAAAGGCACAAACUUAAGUGCUAAUAUUUUGUAAAUCAACCAAGGCACAUCUUUUAUUUCAACUUCAUAUUAAUUCUUUAU
Molecule: messenger RNA, 1483 nt
Organism: Ruditapes philippinarum (Manila clam)
Lineage: Eukaryota; Metazoa; Mollusca; Bivalvia; Venerida; Veneridae
Exons: 3
Coding region: 16-636 (206 amino acids)
Cellular component (GO): extracellular region
Molecular function (GO): chitin binding
Source: RefSeq, a predicted model, not a curated record